This is a messenger RNA of Andrographis paniculata, 1475 nucleotides long. RefSeq names its product shikimate O-hydroxycinnamoyltransferase-like. The transcript has 2 exons. Bases 141 to 1475 code for a protein of 444 amino acids. NCBI's taxonomy places the organism in Eukaryota, Viridiplantae, Streptophyta, Magnoliopsida, Lamiales, Acanthaceae. The record is from RefSeq and is a predicted model, not a curated record. Gene Ontology annotation, molecular function: acyltransferase activity, transferring groups other than amino-acyl groups.
CAAACACACUCUGAUCAAUGUAUUCAUAGAAGUAACAAAGAGCACCUGACAUGAACGGACCCUAGAAAUCCGACUCGUCUAUAAAUUUCCGACCAAACACUCUCCAAUGACUAACACAGAACUCGCCGAAGAAGACGACAAUGGCUAUCAACAUCACCGUGAAGCAAUCGACGGUUGUGAAGCCAUCGGAGCCGACGCCAAAGACAAUCCUCGAGCUCUCCAACCUCGACUCCAUUAUGCCGCGCAUUAUGUACGCACGCGUACUCCUCUUCUACCGUCGUCCCGCCGCCGCCUCCGCGUUCCUCGACUCCGCCGUUCUCAAGUCCGCCCUCAGCCGCGCCCUCGUCCACUUCUACCCCUUCGCCGGCCGACUCACCGCCGACCAAAAUAACCACAUCCAAAUCGACUGCAACGGCGACGGCGCUCUGUUCGUCGAGGCGGACUCCGACGCCGAUCUGGAAGACCUCGGCGACUUCUCCCCGAGGUACGACGUGACGCUCAUCCCCGCCGUCGAUCAUUCCAAGCAAAUUUCAGAAAAGCCCCUUUUCCUCGUCCAGGUAACACGAUUCCGAUGCGGCGGCGCGUGCAUCGGCUUCGCGGAGGACCACCACGUCGCUGACGCAACCGCCUAUCUCAAAUUCAUCCACACCUGGGCGAAUUUUGCACGCGGCGAAUACACCACCGCCCACGCGCCGCCGUUCAUGGACCGCCGUGAAGCUUUAUCUCCCCGCCGGCCGCCGCGGCCGGCGUUUUCCCACGUGGAGUACCAACCGCCUCCGGCUUUGAAGAAACCCCAAAACGACGUCGCACCAGGUUCCGUUGCAUUUCCAAAAAUGUGCAAACUAACAAAGGAACAAAUAACCGCCCUGAAAGCCAAAUGCCAGGCCGAAAACGACGUCGUCAAGCUCACGACCUUUGAGGUCGUGGCGGGGCAUAUAUGGCGGAGCAUCACCGCCGCGCGGCGGCUGCCGUCCGAUCAGAGCACCAAGCUGCGGAUUCCAGUGAACGGAAGGCGGAGGAUGGAGCCGCCGCUGCCGGAGGGGUAUUUCGGGAACGUUCUCUUCCACGCCACGCCGAUCGCUCCGGCGGGAGAGCUUGUGGAGAAAUCCGUCGGAUUCGCCGCCGGGAAGGUGCACGAGGCCAUGGCGGCGAUGCGGAGCGAGCGGCUGCAGUCGGCGCUGGACUAUUUGGAGAUGGAGAAAGAUCGGUGGGACGCCAUUGGAGAGAAUUUGAUGAACUACGAUUCGCCGAAUGUGUCGAUUGUGAGUUGGAUGUGGAUGCCUCUAUACAAUCUGGAUUUCGGAUUCGGGCGGCCGUGUUUUGUGGCGCCGGGAUAUGGGAAGGGAAUUGAUAUCCCGGCGGGGUCGAGCAUGGUUUGUCCGGCGGCGGAGGACGACGGUGGACAGGUGGUUUUCACGGUGGCGGGGGAUGAAGGAGAAGGUGACCUGUUUGAAAAUGUCUUUUAUGAUUUUUAA